GUGCAGGCAGUAGACAAUCGAUUAUAUGUUCUUCCCUUGUAUGAUGUUAGACGUAUGUAUGAUAUGCAUAGUCAACAGCAUUUCGUACAUCGACACAAGUUUCGGUACGUAUUUUUCCAUCAACUACUGCAAUAUUGAGUGAAAAGUUAUCUUUUCAGAUUACUGCUCGAUGUUCAUCUACAUCAACAUCGUUUACAUGACGUUCAUCAGCGAGCCAUCAUACAUGUUCUAAUGAGUCGUCUUAGUCGUACAUUAAAAAUGGUACCAAAAGAAUAUUUCCAAUAUAUAACAUCGUCGAUUCAAAAUUAG
Molecule: messenger RNA, 309 nt
Organism: Didymodactylos carnosus
Lineage: Eukaryota; Metazoa; Rotifera; Eurotatoria; Philodinida; Philodinidae
Source: the annotation of a GenBank genome assembly